Messenger RNA from Ostrea edulis (European flat oyster), 1726 nucleotides. RefSeq names its product ubiquitin-like modifier-activating enzyme 5. Bases 137 to 1324 code for a protein of 395 amino acids. Gene Ontology annotation, cellular component: cytoplasm; cytosol. NCBI's taxonomy places the organism in Eukaryota, Metazoa, Mollusca, Bivalvia, Ostreida, Ostreidae. Gene Ontology annotation, molecular function: UFM1 activating enzyme activity. The transcript is spliced from 12 exons. Gene Ontology annotation, biological process: protein ufmylation. The record is from RefSeq and is a predicted model, not a curated record.
GGAUCUUCAUUAUUGAAGGUAAAUAAAACACCGACUUCUUUUCCACGUCGUGGAAGUAAACAGACCUGUCAAGUGAAUGCUUUAGCCGUGUAUUAGCAAAAUAACAUUUAAUAGUGUGAACAUAACCUAUUUAGAAAUGGCAAGCAUUGAGGAUUUACAGAAGAAGAUUCAAGAACUUGAACAUGAAUUAAAGGAAGAACGGAACAAACGGGGAUCGAUCCGAACAAAAAUUACCCAGAUGAGUUCCGAAGUUGUAGAUUCCAAUCCCUACAGCCGAUUGAUGGCACUAAAGCGCAUGGGAAUUGUGGACAAUUAUGAGAAAAUUCGAGACUUCACAGUGGCAGUGGUGGGAGUCGGGGGCGUGGGGAGUGUGACAGCGGAGAUGUUAACCAGAUGUGGAAUCGGAAAGUUGUUGCUGUUUGAUUAUGAUAAAGUGGAGCUGGCAAACAUGAACAGACUUUUUUUCCAACCACAUCAAGCUGGUAUGAGCAAAGUAGAAGCUGCUGAAAGAACUCUAAAGGAGAUAAAUCCUGAUGUUGCAUUUGAGGUAUACAACUACAACAUUACAACAGUAGACAACUUCAGUCAUUUCAUGGAAAGAAUACGAAAAGGUGGAUUGAAAAAGGACAGCCCAGUGGAUCUUGUUCUUAGUUGUGUAGAUAAUUUUGAAGCAAGAAUGACGAUAAAUACUGCCUGUAACGAGAUCGGACAGACCUGGAUCGAGUCGGGGGUCAGUGAGAAUGCUGUCUCGGGACACAUACAGUUUAUCAUCCCAGGGGACACCUCUUGUUUUGCAUGUGCACCACCAUUAGUAGUAGCUACAAACACAGACGAAAAAACUCUGAAGAGAGAAGGAGUGUGUGCUGCCAGUCUUCCCACCACCAUGGCCAUAGUAGCAGGCUUCCUCGUGCAAAACACCCUCAAGUAUCUACUGAAGUUUGGUGAUGUGACAUAUUAUCUUGGAUAUAAUGCUCUGCAAGACUUUUUCCCAACAAUGGCAAUGAAGCCUAACCCGCAAUGUGAUGACAACCAUUGCAGACGACAGCAAAAACUAUUUCAGGAAAGAGAAGCUUUGAAACCAAAAGAGGAAACUAAAGAAAAGGUUGAAGAAGCCAUUGUUCAUGAUGAUGAAUGGGGUAUAGAACUUGUGUCGGAGACCACUGAGGAGGAGCUACAGAAGGCUCAGGGAGACAUGCCAACACUGACACAGGGGGUCACUGUCGCCUACACAAAGCCAGCUCCCACACAAGAUGACAAUUCUGCUGUAGUGGAGGAUUCUGGUGAGAGUUUAGAGGAACUCAUGAAAAAGAUGCAGAGUAUAUGAAAAUAUCACCAUCCUAAACACAGGAGUGUCUCUUGCUGGACAAGAACUGAACUCAAGUUAUCGCUGCCAUCAAUCUAGUCGUGCUUAUGUCCCUUGGACAGUACAUCUUUGACAUUUAUUGUUGCUUAUUAUGUGGAAGGUUGUACAGAUAGAUCUGAUGUUGAUGACGGUUCCUAUUGUGCAAGAUUUGAUUUUUCAAUUUGUUUGAAAUAAUUCUAACUCAAAUUAAAAGCAACUUUGUAAAAGCUGCUGUUCACACCCAGGCACUAAUUAAUUGUCCAUGACUUUAAAGGUUUAUGUCGUGUAAAUAAUUGAAUGAAUUAUUUUAUACAUGAGUAAUUUGUUGCAUAAAAUGUUGAAGUCUUAGAAUGACAGAAAAAUUAAAGUUUGGAAUCAGUCAAA